AAUUCAUUAUGGCCUUUUUUUAGAUGUCCACACAACGAAAAUCUAUUGUGAUAUUUAAGCAAAAUAUUACUUAUUUUAAAAAAUCAUGGAAUCUGUUGGAAAUAAUGACGCCAAUCGUGACGAAUUAAUCAUUCAGCAGCAGCGUGAAAUUGAAAAAGAGAUCAGUGAUUCAACGCCGCUUGUGAGUGGUCAACUGCCGUUGACUUGCCUGCGUGAAGAAUACAAUGGCGAUGAAAUAUUCACAGAGAAGAUUCGUGAAUUAUCGAAAAAAUAUAAAUUCAUUCGACGCACUCGUCCCGACGGCAACUGUUUCUUUCGCGCAUUUGCCUAUUCGUAUUUGGAGUAUUUGAUUACCAAUAACACUGCUUACCAGGAAUUCAAAAUACUCGCUGAGGCCUCCAAGGACAAACUGGUCCAGCUUGGCUUUCCAAGCUUCACACUGGAAGACUUCCAUGAAACUUUUAUGGAUGUGAUCAAGCGCGUGAAUCCCACAAAUUCUGAAGAGAAUGAAAAGGUUAAAAAUGAACUACAUACAGUAUUCAAUGAGCAGGGUUAUUCCGAUUAUGUCGUCGUCUAUUUGCGUUUAAUCACAUCUGGCAAAUUGCAAGAGGACGCCGAUUUUUAUCAAAAUUUUAUCGAAGGCGAUUUCUCAAUUGAGGAGUUCCGUCAUCAGGAAGUCGAACCGAUGUACAAGGAAUCGGAUCACAUACAUAUCAUCGCACUGUGCACAGCGCUCGGAGUUGGUGUGCGAGUCGAGUACCUGGACCGUGGCGAAGGGGAUCAGGUCAAAGCCCAUGAUUUCCCCGAGGGAUCGGAGCCAAAGGUUUAUCUUAUCUAUAGGCCCGGCCAUUAUGACAUUUUAUAUCCAAACUGAUGUUGAUGUCGACCAACAAGCAUGAUUGAUCUGUAUAUCUCUCUGUGUGUGUGUGUUGCAACUGUAUAAUAAUGCAUAAUACUGUUGUAGACCUUUAGUCAAGUAAAUAACAAACAUACAACCACAACAAAAAAAAAAUAUAUAUUAUUCCGUAAACUACCUAUUUCACGAGAACAAUUCUUAAUACAUUUGAAAAUACUGUGCAACAACUUUUGGCAGAUUUUGCGUAGAUUAACGUGAAUCGAAAUAUCUCAGGUUAUUGAAGACUGUUUUGCAUAAGUAAUUUAAUUUCAUUAUUUGUUUCUUUGGUGUAACUAUUUAAGUAUAUAAUCGCCUAAUUAUAGCGUCCACCAUACAUAUAUAUAUAUACCUUAAAAUUUCAACACUUCCGCGUAUAAUAUCCAAUAAUAACAAUCUGUUUUUCGCCCUCAACUAUUUUAAGCAAAUUCUCAUUGAAUAUAUUUUUAAACGCGAAAAGGAAAAGUCUGCUUAGCUCUGCUUGGACCAGAAAGUUAGUUGUUAGAGGUCCUGUAAAAUGAGAAUGGAUAACGUAAUCUCAUUCCGGCAAACACAAAAAAUAAACAACAUAUAUGAUAUACCACUAAAA
This is a messenger RNA of Drosophila grimshawi, 1481 nucleotides long. Its product is annotated as ubiquitin thioesterase otubain-like. The record is from RefSeq and is a predicted model, not a curated record. Lineage: Eukaryota; Metazoa; Arthropoda; Insecta; Diptera; Drosophilidae. Gene Ontology annotation, cellular component: nucleus. Gene Ontology annotation, biological process: protein K48-linked deubiquitination. The transcript has 3 exons. The coding region runs from base 86 to 874 and encodes 262 amino acids. Gene Ontology annotation, molecular function: cysteine-type deubiquitinase activity; ubiquitin binding.